UCGUGCUCCACUGGACCGGCGAUCACGGGUGUACGGCCAAGGAGGAGUGCACCCGUCUGGUGUGGCUGCUGCAGAGGAAACAUAUGGGGGAACAGGGCCACAAGGAUAUACAGUACAACUACAUAGUGGGAGGAGACGGGUUCAUAUACGAAGGUCUGGGAUGGACCAAAGCCAGCAGAAUGUUGUUGGAAUUCCCUCUAGUUUUGAAGGGCUCCACUGUCGUUGUUGGUCUAAUGGGUACCAAAUGGAAGGACUCCUCAAAAUUGAUGCAGUCUUCCCUAUCCAGUCUCUUCACCGUCGCUACUAUAGAGGGGCUUUUGAAAGAGAACAUGGAACUUUUCGACUUUAGUAAUGGGAUCCUAAGCAAGCCAUCGGAUAAGCCAGAAAAUGUUGUCUCGUCAUUUCCGCCAACAUAAUCUGUUACACGUUAACACGUUGUAGUAACAGUUCAAAAUCUUUUCAAGAGAUUCCAAGGGUAGACUUCCGUAUCUGUUAGCACAAACAACCGAAUUAAAAUAUCGAUCAUUCGAUUGUUUCAUUCGAUAUAUCGUUUGGUUGGUUAGGUUAGGUUAACCUUACCUAACUAACCAAACGAUAUCGUUUUCGGUUGUUUUUGCAAACAGAUACGGAAGUCUACCCGAUUCCAAAAGUACUUUAUGAAAAAUAAUAUUAGAGGGAAAGAGCUCUUAUGAACCAUUGAUGAGUUGUACACUUACGAUGUACUGAAUUUAACAGUAUGUAUUAAUUAUCACGGUGCACAAAAUGGUUUAAACGUAUCCUCUGUUGCCUAUUCUAUCAUAGUGAGCGAAAUGCUUGAAACUAUAACUUUUUACAAUAACUAUCGUAUUAGUAACUGCUGAAAUGCAAA
Macrosteles quadrilineatus (aster leafhopper) is the source of this 868-nucleotide messenger RNA. RefSeq lists its product as uncharacterized. The transcript has 3 exons. Bases 84 to 416 code for a protein of 110 amino acids. NCBI's taxonomy places the organism in Eukaryota, Metazoa, Arthropoda, Insecta, Hemiptera, Cicadellidae. The record is from RefSeq and is a predicted model, not a curated record. Gene Ontology annotation, molecular function: N-acetylmuramoyl-L-alanine amidase activity. Gene Ontology annotation, biological process: peptidoglycan catabolic process.